AAAACAGUGUGACCAGCCUGUGAGCGCCGCGUCGCAUUUUAAUGUUCGCGCCGAAAGAUACGUGAAAUUAACUUUUGUUUAGCUAUUUAAAAUAUAAAAAGCAUUCAAAUGAUGAAAAACGAAGACAAGGGGAUGAUCCUUAAGCGUUUCAUUGAGAACUGUCAAAUGCUAAAAAUUGAUCAAAGCAUUUGGCAAAAAGCGACCAAAACAUUUCACAAACUAAACGCAGAUGGCGUGCUGUCCAGCGAGGCCGACGACUGGCUAUGCUGCGCCAUAUACAGUGAGCUGCAGCAGACUAAAAUGAAGGAUAUGCGCCAGGAAGAAGACACCACCAGCAGGAGCGAUAACGAUCUCGAGCCAUGGGAAAAGAAGACGCGUUCCAAUAGCUGGAACAUUUCGCUGACCCAAUUGCUGCGCAGCUUCAACAUUAAUAUUACCAAGUUUCUGAAGAGAAUGGAACACUGGAAUUGGAUAGCGCAGAGCUCUGAAGUGUUUCAGCAGGAAAUCAAUGAUCUGGAGAGACGUCUCGGUAUAACUCUGCUCCUGCAACAACACUACAAACGCAUUUUCAACCAACUCUAUGUACAACCAUCGACUGCAGAGAGUCGGGCGCACUAUCAAAUGCUAUAUGAAUUUGGCUGGCUGCUGUUUCUGGUGGUGCGCAACGAGCUACCGUCGUUUGCAACCACCAACAUUGUCAAUGGCUGUCAGGUGCUCGUUUGUACCCUGGAACUGGUCUAUGUUAACGCGCUUGAAGUGCACAAAUCGGACGUAAUUAACACUUCAUUUGUAGGUGUACCAUCAAAGUGGAGCGACAAUGAAUUCGACACCGAUAUGCUACUCAAGUACAGUGCCUUGGAUGCCAUAUGCGGACUCAUACCGGAGCUGCCGGUAAAAGGAGCUCGAAUCAUGAAAAAUGCCUUCUUCCAUAAGGCUGUGAUGGGCUUGUUUAUGGAUCAACGUCUGCUGGGCAACGAUCGUGCUAUGCGCGAAUUGGUCAAGGACGGCAUAUUGGAAGUGAACUUAACGUCUCUAAAUCGGAGUUACGCCGUACACGUAUCAGACAUCAGUGAGAUUGACGAACGCAUUCUACUAAAACCCACAACAUAUUCCUCCACUGAGAAGCUUGCGCUGAGAGAAACGGAAAAGCGAAUUAAUGAAAAUGAAGCCGAUCGCAAGAUUAUCUCUCUGCUAACAAACGCCACGCAGCGCGAUAAUCUUACGAAGCUGUUAACUGAUGGACUGCCUCAAUCCCUGCCUGUCUACAUAGGCGGCACCCUGGGCAAGGAGGAUGUGAGUCGCUUGGAGAAUUCGCUUCGUGAUAUGUGCCAUAAGCUUGAGCUCAAAUCGCCCUUGAAGCAAGACACAACUGAAUGCCGCUUUAACCUGGUCAGAGGUUUGUACUAUGUCCUGCUGGACAAGAUCAUCGGCGCCGAGCUACGUCGCAGGCCCUCAAUCAAAAUCGCACAAAUGCUGAAGCAAUUGCAGCGCACCUUCAAUGCAACGCUGAUUGCCUGCUGCCUGGAGCUGGUGCUGCACAUCUUCGGGACGGACGAGACACAGACUAAGUUUCCCUGGGUGUUGAACUGCUUUGGUAUCGAUGCUUACGAGUUCCAAAAGAUAAUCGAGCUGGUUGUGCGGCAUGAAAGCGGUUUGCUGACACGUGAUCUGAUCAAGCACUUGCAGGAGAUCGAGACCCAGUGUCUGACCAAACUGAUCUGGCAGAAGAGCUCGCAGCUGUGGCGCUAUGUGGACAGUGCAGGUCUGCCCAGAUUUCAGGAUGUGCAGUCGAGCUUGGGCCAAGAAAAUGUCAAAUUUGCCUCUGGCUCAGUGACAAUUUGCCUGCGUAAAUUCUACCAUGUGGCCAACCAGCGGCUGACAUAUCUUUGCAAGUGUCUAUCAUUGGUGACCAGCUACACACAGAUUUGGCACAUUUUGGAGCACUCUAUCAUUGUGCAUGGCGAAGAGCUGCUGCAGCAGCGCCACCUCGACCAGCUGCUGAUAUGCGCCAUCUACCUGUGGGGGCGCAAGUCGCACCUGCGCAUCACCUUCAGCGACAUUAUUCAACAGUACCGACGCCAGCCCCAUGCCGACAGUGCCAUCUAUCGGGCCGUAUACUGUGCCGAUGGACAGCCCACCACGGAUAUCAUCAGCUUCUACAAUCGAGUCUAUAUUCCACUCAUGGCCGACUACGCUUUUGCCCUCCAAUGCGGGCAAUCUGAUGCUGCAAAGGAAACUGCUGCGACCAGUCGGCCCCUGCAGGAGCUCAGCGGCAACAACAAGCGCCGCCUCAAGAGCAACGUCACUGUCUCGCCGGCAGCAAUGCCCCGCAUCUGCAUGGCCAACGACUGCAAGGCCAAGAUCAUAAGUGACCGUGAGGCAACCCCGAAGAAUCUGAAACGCGCCCAUUCCAACGAUGAGCUGGGUCACCCAGUAUCCAGUAAACGACCGAACAUACUCAGACGACGCACAACCUUUCUCUGAGAACCGGAUCCGGUCAUCAGUCAGCACUAAAAUGUUAUUUCUUGUUACGCGCAACAUCGCUACCCCUCAGUGUUUUCACUAUGGUACAUUAGGUUAGACUUAAAGUUUUUAUGAAUGAAUUUGAAUUGUAUUAGGUAUUACAGACCUAUUUAGAGCACUCUAUAUUAUAUUGCAUUUGCAAUAUUAGAUCUUGAAUUUUGAAUAUUAAACCCACGCAUAAUGGACACUUGAAUUACGUCUAUCAAG
Drosophila arizonae is the source of this 2730-nucleotide messenger RNA. It is a transcript of the gene Rbf2, whose product is annotated as Retinoblastoma-family protein 2. Gene Ontology annotation, molecular function: RNA polymerase II transcription regulatory region sequence-specific DNA binding. NCBI's taxonomy places the organism in Eukaryota, Metazoa, Arthropoda, Insecta, Diptera, Drosophilidae. Gene Ontology annotation, biological process: negative regulation of G1/S transition of mitotic cell cycle; cell differentiation; regulation of transcription by RNA polymerase II. The record is from RefSeq and is a predicted model, not a curated record. Gene Ontology annotation, cellular component: chromatin; transcription regulator complex; nucleus.